Plodia interpunctella (Indianmeal moth) is the source of this 3444-nucleotide messenger RNA. RefSeq names its product Cln7 (gene Cln7). Gene Ontology annotation, molecular function: transmembrane transporter activity. Gene Ontology annotation, biological process: transmembrane transport. The record is from RefSeq and is a predicted model, not a curated record. The transcript is spliced from 7 exons. Gene Ontology annotation, cellular component: lysosomal membrane. The coding region runs from base 303 to 1865 and encodes 520 amino acids. NCBI's taxonomy places the organism in Eukaryota, Metazoa, Arthropoda, Insecta, Lepidoptera, Pyralidae.
AGGGCGGAGUGCCGCAGUCGCGGAGGGAGCGGCGCGGCGCGGACGCGUCUCUACCUCGACUCUACACUGCGCGCGCGCACGGAGCGAUGCGCAGGGCCCGCGCUCUUCUUUGUUUACUACUAUAACAACAAACUGGCGUCGUCGUGUAAAACAAAAUACAAACAAGUACAGUAACAUUGUAACUGCCUACACAAGAAAAAGUAUGUGACGAGUAGUUAAUAGUUACACUUUAUAGCGUAGUGUUUUGUGGUGUUGUUCUAAAACAGCUGUUUGUGUUGUGUUGAGAAACUCUGUCGAAAACAAUGGCUGAAGACGAAGAGAAAAGUUUGACAAAGGCGAAUGGAGUGAAAAUAGUUCCGGGGGGUCCAGGGAGAGUAGACGAGGGUGCGGAGGUGGAGGGUGCGGGGAUGCUGGAGAGCGCUGAGCAGCGGCGCGAACGCUGGCGCAGCGUGUACGUGAUCUAUUUCACCAUGUUCCAGAUGUCGCUGGGCUUCAGUAUCGUGCUCACCGGAGUCUAUCCCUAUCUCGACAAGCUGGAGCCCGGAGCAAAGAAAGAAACGUUAGGGUUGGCGGUAGGGGCCAAUCCGCUGGGCCAGCUAUUGUUCUCGCCGCUGCUGGGGCUGUGGGCCAACCGCGCGGGUAGCUCGCGCGCGCCGCUACUGGCCUCGCUGGCGCUGUUCGUGCUGGCCAGCGCGUUGUACGCGCAGCUGCACCUCACGCGGCCGCACGCGCACUACUGGAUGCUGCUCGCCAGGUUCCUCGUCGGGGUUAGCUCAGCGAAUAUCGCAGUGGCGCGGUCGUACCUGUCGGCGGCGACACUGGUCUCCGAGCGCACGCGCGCCGUUGCCUGGGUGUCGCUGGCGCAGGUGCUCGGCUUCGUGGUGGGGCCCGCGCUUCAGGCCGCUGCGGCGCCCCUGGGUGCAGGCGCCCCCUAUCCACCGCCCGGCGACUUCUCCAAUCCUUUUCGCCUGGACAUGUUCACCGCACCUGGCUGGAUCAACGCAGUCUUCGGAUUAAUUAACAUAGUUUUAUUUCUUCCGUGUAUAUUCAAGGAGAGGCCCAUCGCCGCCCGGGAGGCCAUGGUAGCGCAAGGGAAAGAUUCGGAGAAAGAAGCCCUGAAGGCGUUGAAACCAGACCUGAUCAGCAGCUGGACGCUGGUGCUGGCGUUCUUCGUGCUGGUGUUUAACUUCGUGUUGCUGGAGACGCUGGCCACCAGCCUCACCAUGGACCAGUUCGCGUGGAGCAAGCGACAGGCGCUCGAGUACAUGGGCGCGCUCAUGAGCGGCGGCGCGGUCGUCGCCUGCCUCACAUUCGCACUCAUUGGACCACUUACCAAAUUCUUUGAAGAACGAGCGCUGCUCCUAUGGGGCGGCUUUCUGCUGACAGGGCUGGCUUCAGUGCUGUGCAUCCCGUGGGGCCCGGGUGGGCCGCCGCUGGCGCCGCCAGACGCGGCGGAGGCUGGCGGCGGCUGCCCAGCCACCACACAGCCCUGGUGCGAGACAACUAGGGGCCUCACCCUCACGCAGUUCCUGCUGGGCUACGUCAGCGUCUCCGUGGGAUAUUCCCUCGGCGUCACGCUCAUACAGACCAUAUUCUCGAAAGUAUUGGGUCCGAGGCCACAGGGCGUGUGGAUGGGCGUGCUGACGGGCGCGGGGUGCGUGUCGCGGGCGCUGGGCCCGGUGUUCGUGUCAGCGGUGUACGCGCGGCGCGGGCCCGCCGCCACCUUCGGCAGUACGGCCGGCCUCACGUUCGCGGCGCUGCUCGCGUUGCGGGUCGUGUACUCGCGCUUGCAGCCGCCGCCGCUCGCACCCGCCGCCGUCGAGCUGCGGCCGCUGCAGCUCGACCGGCCGCCCGAUGACGCCUGAUGCCCCGACUCCGGCUCUAUGUAAUAUCUUUAAAAGAUGACGUAAAUUAAUAAGAGAAGAGACGUUGAUCAUUAUAUUAAUUUUAAAAUUCUGUAGGCUAGUUUGAUUCAAUUUUAAUUGUCAGUUGUACCUAAAGUAGCUCAACUAAAUUGGUGUAGGUUAAGUAGUUAUUAUAAUCGCUCAUUAAAAUGUAAAUAAAUGUACAUAAUAAGUGUAAGUAUGUGCUGAUAGCGAAUGAUAAGUAUAAGUAGAGAAUGUCUUGCCAUAGUUAUUUAUUGAAUAAUCAAUAACAAAAUUUUCUAGAAUAACAAUUUUUUUUACACACUUUCCUAACUAACAGAUUUAACUAUGGAAUAUUUUGUGUUACUUUUAGAUAUUUUUUGCUCAAAGUAUUUGCUCGAAGAAAAAAAUUAAUGACCUCCGGUGAUAAAUUUACAUUGAAUUGAAUAUAAUGUGACUUUGAAUGUUUUCGUCGCAAUAACAUAGAUGAGGCGUUUUUCAAAAUACAUUUGCCUUUUAAUUAGUAUUUAAAUAGGUACCUACCUAACUACUUCAUUAGCAAUCGACAUUAUUCAACAAUGUGGCUGACAGUAUUUUAAUGAAAGCAGUGUAAUUAGCUUAAUUUAUAAUUAAAAGUGGAGUGAUACGCAAAGUGAUAACGCAGCACAAGCGGCCAGGAGACCCGUGUGAACAUUGGAGCACAUUUACAUUUUUUAUGAAAAACUCUCAUGGGUUGUUUAUAAAGUCAGUUUUGCCACUUUUAUGGUUCAAUAUUCAUCAGAUCCAACGGCCAGCUAAAAUAAAUUAAACCUUUCCAAUCUCAACUCUUGUGGUCAAGUAGUUCUCGCAAUUAGUUAUUAAAUAGUUAGAAAAGAUAUCUUAGAAAUUAUGUAGCGUUUUUAUGUUCCUUCUUUAGAUUUCUUAAGAAUCGGUAGGUACUUACCUACCUACUAUUUGUUUUUUAUAGUACCUCUAUGUGUGUGUGUCCAAGUACUUACUUAGGUAAAUACGUAAGAUUUACAUGAAACUCUUGGAUAUUUUACUUGUUAUCGAGUCAAGAGUACUCCUUGGGGGAUGUAACACUCCUGAGGAAUGUUAAAAUUAUUUUUUACAUUUAAUUGUGUUCCAAUCAAGUUCAAUCUAGUCUUGUUUCGGUAGGUACUUGUCAUAAAAUCACUUUUGAAACAUAUAGGAGCAUUGUGUUCGAAUGAAAGCUUUAAAGGUUACGAUUUAAAAUUUUCUUAGGUUCAUUGUAGUCGAAUUGAGGACUAUAACAUGAGCCUAACUUAAUGUCUGAGAGUCAUAGCCAAUAUUUAUUUAGUAAAUGAUUUGUGACGAAUUGAAGUGAUUUAUAAAUUAUAGCUUAUUAGAAGCAGUUCUGGAUUGAUCAAUGUGCUGAAUAUUCUCGUUUCCAUCUUAUAUAACGGUUGGGAGUGCGAAUACCUGGGCGCAGGCGCAGGCCAAAUGCAUGUCAUUUCAUGCUUUAGGGCCAUAUUUUGAUCUCAAUCCAGUAAAAUGUAUAUACUUAUAUCUACAUAUUUUUGUACAGAAUUUCAAAUAAAAUGACGGUUACAUAACA